AUGUUACCUCUCAAACGACUAUUCUUCCUCCUCCAACUAAAUCUAAAUCUCCUCCCCAUCCUCCUCCCAACCACAACCGCACAACUCACCGGCCCCGUAGGCGCCACAACCCCCCUCUCACAAAAGAAAACAGAAUGCAACAUCCUCACCCUAAACCCCUCCUUCAACCCCCUCACCGACGACGUCUCGCUCCCUAUAACCAGCACCUUUAAAAGCUGCGUACAAAACCAUCCAGGCAGUAGAUUAAUAGUACCAGCUGGUAACUACACGCUCAAAUCAAGUAUCAUUCUCAGUAAUGCGACGAAUUGGGCUUUUCAACUCGAUGGGUUGAUUACGGCUGUUUAUUAUCCCAAUAAUACGGAUGCGUCUUAUACGAUUCCGUAUGUUGUUCCGAGGGCGAGGAUUCUGGAGGGUUUCGCGGGUGUGCAGUUGUUGAAUAGGUAUGUAUUUCCUGGUAUUGAGCGGAGAGGUAUAGGGAUGUGCGUGUUGAGAUGUCGAAUAGUACGAUUAAUGGAGAGGGAGAUGGGAAAUUUUUGCAGAAUUUGAUUGUUAUUAUUAAUGGUGAGAUUUUUUAUACAUUACUUGCGUCGAUUUGAAGAAUUCUAUGCUAAACCAAUACCAGCCGUCGAUUUCGAAUUAUACUCCUCCAAUGGUCUCGGAGCUAUUCAGGGACAAGGAUAUCUAUACCGUGUAUCCGGAAAGUAAGUCAUCGUCGCUCUCCUCCCUCCAAAUAAAUCAUCAUAUACUCAAACAAACCCAGCACAAAUCGACCACGAAUGCUCAGACUUAUUUCCCCUAUAAAUACCACGAUUCACGAUCUACUCCUCAUCGAUAGUCCGAAAUUCCACUUCAUAUUUGAUUUUGGAGAGAAUAUUGAAGUGUAUCAUCUGACGAUCCGUGGAGCUAAUCUGGGCUCUUAUGAUGGUAUUGAUGCUAUUGGGACCAAUUAUUGGGUUCAUGAUAAUGAGGUUUGUAUUUUCCUAUUUUCGCUUUCGCUUUUUACCACGUGCAGAAUCUGGAUUUAAGGGAAAGGAAGAACAUAUUAAUGGUUUUGAUAUAGGUAACCAAUAGAGAUGAAUGCGUCUCUGUAAAAAGUCCUUCGCAUAAUGCACUGGUUGAAAACCUAGUUUGCAAUCAAGUCGGUUCAGGAAUUUCAAUUGGGAGUUUAAACGUGUCAGCUGAAAUAUCCAAUAUUGUUCGUUUUCUCUCUGUCCAUUUCCUUUCUCUAAAAACUAACACAACCCAAUCAGCACGCACGGAACAUAUCCGUCCUCGGCGGCAACGAAAUCGUCUUCAUAAAAACCUACCCCGGGGGUUCCGGCUACGUAAGCAACAUCCUCUGGGAAAAUUUCCGUUCCAAAUCCUCUCUCUACGGUAUUAACCUCAACCAAUACUGGCAACAAACCUACGUUCCGGACAGCGGCGCCGUCACUUUAUCUAACAUCACAUUCCGUAAUUUCAGCGGCUCGAUUCAAGAUGCUGCGAAGCGUCCUGCUCUUUACCUGCUGGCGUCUGAUUAUAUUCCUGCCACAGAUGUUACCGUGAAGGAUGUAACUGUGUGGACUGAAAGUGGAUCGACGAGUGUGAAUCAUAUUUCUAAUAUUUUUGGCGUGGGUGAUGAUGUUUAUGGGCCGAAUAAUGGAAUUGUGAAGUUGGCUCAGGGAGAGGAUCCGAAAUCAGAGACAUAUACGAGUACGUAUACGAUUACUAGUGCGCCGACGGGAUGGGCGACGCCUACUUGGCCUGCUUGGGCGGCACCAACUACGGGGUAUGGAAGUAAGUAUUAGUCUUUUUUUUUCUGAAGAGGAAGAGGUGUGGGACGGGCAGCGAGACAAAGUUUUGUGUUAUUGUGUGAGGAGAACUUGAUACUGAUAAUUUCCUCUAGCUACGGAUCCGAUCCCAGUUUAUACACCGGCACCAUUAUGGAAACCACAGGGAGACUAUGAUAAACAUUAUUGGGGAUCUUUCUAG
This is a messenger RNA of Sclerotinia trifoliorum, 1971 nucleotides long. The record is from the annotation of a GenBank genome assembly. Lineage: Eukaryota; Fungi; Ascomycota; Leotiomycetes; Helotiales; Sclerotiniaceae.